GGUUUUUUUGAAAAAACCCCUGUGCUCAGUCCCUCAGAUCCCUAAUUCACCCACGCCUCAGCCCUAAUUCAACCUUCCCUCUUCCCCUUCCAGAACCCACGCCCAGCUAGAACCCACGCCCAGCCCCAAUUCGUCAAAAUCAGCUCGUGUUUUCUCUUGCCUUAAGCUCCGAUGCCGACGCCCAUCUAAGCUCCGACGCCGACGGCCAUCUAAGCUCCGACACCGAUGUCCCCCUCGAAGUUUACCCGUCGAACACCCUCCGCCAACUAGAGGCGCUCGUUCGUGAACCCCAGAGAACGCUGGUCAGGUCAGUUCUUCUUAUCCCACGCCGACGUGUCUCCGAUCCCACGCCGACGCUGGUCAGGUCAGUUCUUCUUAUCGUAUUGGAUGGAGUUAUAAGUUAUAUACCAAUCAAGCUUAAAUAUAGCUUGAUCCUUUCUAGCCACAAAUUAUCCAAUCUAUCAAAAAGAAAUAAAUCCACUUGACGCUAGCUUUUGCUAGAGCAGGCUGAUUUUGUUCUCUUGAUAUGCAUAUAAAUAAAUUAGAACAUUAUAGUGGUAAAACUAAUGAAAAUAAUCUAAAGAUGAAAACGAGAAAGAUUCUAGUUUAAAAUAUAUUUCCCCUUAAUAAAAAAAAUUAGUCACAAGGAUAGCGAUGACUCAAUGAGACCAUAUUGAAGUUCACUGUAUGAGGUCAUACAAGGAGAAUGGAGAAGAUGAGAAGUUAUGUUUGUGCAGCUUGCAUUGAUUUCUACAGCACCAGUUUUGGUACUUAUCCCUUUUCUGCUAGUACUGAUUUCAUAUGGAGAAUAAAAAAAAGACUAUGUUUCAAAAAUAAUAAGUACAACCAACCCUUUUAUGAAAAUAUUAGCACACCCCAUAUCUUUUUGAUCAAUUUUAUAAAAUAUUGCUUUCAGGGGGUAAAAAGAAGACAAAUGGCUGAAACUGGUGAUAGUAACAACAACAACGAUUUCAUGCCUUUUCCAACAACGAUGCCUGUUUCAAGAAUGCAAAUUGGUGAAAAACCGUGUUUAGGAAUGAUCUUUAGUAGUCAUGAAGAGGCCUACAACUAUUAUAACUCGUAUGCUUUGAUGAUGGGAUUUGGAAUCAGAAAAAGGUCAGUGAAUUACUCCCAAAAAGAUAAACAAGUGUUGAAUAGAAAAUUUUUUUGUGACAAAGAAGGUUAUAGAUCUAAUAAAGACAAGAGAGAUAUAGGGAAAAAUAUCAAUCAUCGGCGAGAGACCAGAGUUGGCUGUAAAGCAAUGAUGAGAAUAAAAUUAUUGGAGGAUAAAACAUGGAAAGUUGUAGGUUUUAUUGAAGAUCAUACAAACCACAUGCUCAGUAGUCUAGAUAAAGCAAAGAUGCACAUGUCACAACAACAAUUUCAUAGAAGUAAAGGGUGUAAAAAAAAUGAUUCAAUGUUUGCAAGAAGAAGGUAUUACUCCUUUCACUAUUUCUCGUGUUAUUAACGCGACAAGUGGAAGAGAAGAUGAAUCAGUGACACCGCAACAAUGCAUUGACUAUUUGAAAACUCAAAGGCAUAACAAUAUUGGCAAUGAAUGUAUAUCUGUUAUCCAAUAUUUUCAAAGAAAGGCGGCUAGUGAUGCAGAUUUUUAUUUUGCUUUGGAAGUAGAUUGCACUGGACAUAUGAGAAGUGUUUUUUGGGCGGAUGGAAAAUCAAGAUCAACUUAUUUGAAGUUUAAUGAUGUUAUUGUGUUUGAUGUGACUUAUAAAACGAACAAGUUCAGUCUUCCAUUUGCACCAUUUACUGGGGUGAAUCAUCAUAGGCAAUCUACUUUAUUUGGUUGCACAUUGCUUGUUGAUGAACAAGAAGAAACAUUUGUUUGGUUGUUUCAGGAAUGGUUAAACUGCAUGCAUGGAAUAGAACCGGGUGCUAUCAUCACAGACCAAGACCGAGCAAUGUGCAAUGUCAUUCAUAAAGUCUUUCCAAACACAAGGCAUCGUUAUUGUUAUUAGCAUCUACAGCGACAUAUUGCCGAUCAUUUGCAUUCUUUGAAUUCUGUUUAUGGUGAAAAAUUUCAAAAAUAUUGGGACUUGUGGUGUAAUAGUGGUAACAUUGAGAACUGUAAUUUGCAUUGGCUCCAGAUGAAGGAGAAGUUUAAGCUAAUAGAAGAAGAUGAUGGAUGGCUGCAAACUAUGUACAUGUAUCGAGACCAUUGGGUGCCAUGCUUCUUAAAAGGCAUUUUUUUUGCAGGAAUAAGAUCAACUCAAAGGAGUGAAAGCAUCAACUCAUUCUUUGAUGGAUAUGUGAAUUCACAAACACAAUUAAAAGCAUUUGUAACUCAAUAUGAAAAGGCCGUGGCACAUCGACGAAUGAGUGAAGCACAUGAAGAUUUUAGAACUCUUAAUACAAAACCACAGCUUCACCUUGGGCAUCCAAUUGAAAGACAAGCUGGAAGUAGUUAUACCCGCACUAUGUUUCAUGUAUUUCAGAAUGAGAUCAAAGGGUGUGGUGUUCUUGGCCUUCAAGAGGUGACCAAAGAAGAAAAGUCUGCUUUGUGGCGAGUUGGUGACUUAGAUGAAAGCAAUGAAAAAUGGAGGUUUGUUACUUAUGAUGAAUGUAGAGAAUUACAGUAUAGUUGCAGCUGUGGUAUGUUUGAGAAUAGUGGUGUUUUAUGCAAACAUAUAUUGUACACUCUAAUGUUCAACAGACAAUGUUGUUCAUUACCCAGUGUAUAUAUUGUACACCGUUGGACUAUAGAUGCUCGACAUCGUAACAUUGGAGUUAGUAAUGUUGUGUUUGGCAAAAACAUUGAAGGCGGUGUAGAAAAAAUAAAUCUGUUGAAAACUUGGGCUUUGAAAGCAAAAACCAACAAUGCACUGGAGCUUGCCUUUGAGUCAGAUAAGAGAAUGCAUGAGCUUGAUUCUUUGUUAACAAGUUUCAUAGAGAGGGUUGAAGAAGAAGUCAGAGGGUGUCAAGCAAUAGAUGCUGGUAGCAGCCACAUUCC
Molecule: messenger RNA, 2968 nt
Organism: Asparagus officinalis (garden asparagus)
Lineage: Eukaryota; Viridiplantae; Streptophyta; Magnoliopsida; Asparagales; Asparagaceae
Exons: 2
Coding region: 707-1468 (253 amino acids)
Source: RefSeq, a predicted model, not a curated record